CUGGUACGGCAUACACACACUGCACUGUAUAGUGCCUGCAAUCUGGUAAGCUUGCGGCCAUGAGCUAUGAUAAUCUCACUCACUCAAGCAGAGUGGUUAUCGCCCCAAUAGCGGCCUUCGUUUCGUAGAUUAGAGCCUCACAAGACAGGUGCCUGAUCAACGAGAAACCUCUCGAGGACUGGACAAAUGAACAAAAGCCCCCUAUUGCUAACGCUAUCCCAUAACACCACCUGUUGCCUGGGCACUCGCAUACCAUAAUUACUUAUUCACAUCGCUCCGUUCAUCGCGUUUCUUCCCCUCCCCUCCCCUCAUUUAUUGCCCGACCUUGCCUCUCACUUCCUUUCUUAGCAACAACCUUCCUUCAUCCCUCCCUGCCCUCUUGCUGCCUUCCUUCAUCUUCCUCUCAUAACCUCGACCGUGUUUCCCGUCAAACCACUGUUGCCACAACUUACUGUAUCUUACCCUACUUUACCCCAGCUUCUUCACCUUGCUCUCAUCCCCUAGAUUAAAAUGAAGCUCUCAACACCUCUCUUAUUACUAGCAGGUGCAUCAACAUGUGUAUCGGCCCAAUGGACAGACUACCUCAACAAGAUACUGAACACCGGGGGGGAGAAGCAAGUCCCUCUGAAAAAUAUGGAACCGGAGGACCACGUGGAAGAUCGUGAGGUACUCAUCGCGCGCCGAGUAAGGAGCGUCACUUCGGAGAACUGGUUGAGUCUCGUGCAGCCGAGCAGUGCAAUAACGGAGCAGGAGCAGAAAGAAAGUGCCGCUGCUGCUGAGGCUGUGGCCACAACCGCCACCCCGACCGAGUGGUAUUAUUACUUCACGUCUUCAGUUGUGAAUGGGACUAAGAACGUUACGUAUUGGGAUGGCGUUUUUAAUGAUACUGUCUACACGUUUGCAAAGGAUCUGGAUGUGAACUUUGGAAAGGUGGAUUGCGCGACCGAGGCUUCUAAAGACCUCUGUAGGGAUUUUUACAUUACAUCGCAGAUCAAAAUCCCACAGUUCUAUCACCUCGUUGCAUACCCGGACAGGUCUGUUGAGAUUCGCGAGCUUCCAUGGAACAUAACCACUAUCGGGGUUAAGGAUCAGGUCAACCAUUACACGCAGUUCCACUACAACGAGGAGUGGAAGAAGGUUGAUGCGUGGACUGGAGUUUUCAACCCCGUCAAUGGUACUUUUAAGGAUGUCAGGCCCUACGCUGGUAUAGCCUUGACAUACUACGAAUCUAUGCCACAAUGGGUCCCCAUGCUUCUUAUUAGCGUAGUCGGAAGGACCAUUAUGACAAGGGUCUCAAGGCGUACCACUGAGCCGACUCGUGCUGGCACACAGCCAAUCCCUCAAGCAACUUCAUAGACCCUUUUUUCUCUACAAUUGUUUAUUCGGGAGGUAGAGGAUUGGACGAAGAAGAGUUGUUUUCAUUCUAGAUGUAUGAUGGAUUUCAGAGAGAGAUGCUAUUGCUAUUGCUAUUUAAUGUACGCUCGUGACGGAAAAGCAGUGUUACGUGGUAUCCUUUUUUUGUAUUACGGGGCACAGGGGUAUUCACUUGGUGGAAAAGUAUGUACUUUUCUUUUUCUUUUUCUUUUUUCUUUUUUCUUUUUUAUUCUUGAUCUUUGAUCUCUUCAAUUUCAAUUUUUUUUUUUUCUCGCC
Molecule: messenger RNA, 1650 nt
Organism: Tuber melanosporum (Perigord truffle)
Lineage: Eukaryota; Fungi; Ascomycota; Pezizomycetes; Pezizales; Tuberaceae
Exons: 4
Coding region: 511-1356 (281 amino acids)
Source: RefSeq, a predicted model, not a curated record